This is a messenger RNA of Musca domestica (house fly), 3146 nucleotides long. It is a transcript of the gene su(w[a]), whose product is annotated as protein suppressor of white apricot. The record is from RefSeq and is a predicted model, not a curated record. Gene Ontology annotation, molecular function: RNA binding. Gene Ontology annotation, biological process: RNA processing; mRNA 5'-splice site recognition. NCBI's taxonomy places the organism in Eukaryota, Metazoa, Arthropoda, Insecta, Diptera, Muscidae.
UUCUCUUCUUCAUUCUUGGGUAAAUCGUAUAGCUGUAAAGGACUACUUCUAGUUCUUGGAAGAGGAUAUCGGAGUGUUUCCAACAGUUGUAACGUAAAAAACAUAAUGUCAUAUUCGCGACCUGAUAUGUCUGCUGCUGGAUGGAGGUAUUUUGCGAAAGCCACCAACGAUAACUGGAUGGCAAAACUCGACAGAAAUGGAGAAAAAAAUUGAUCUGUUGGUUUUCGGAUACGCAUGCAAGAUUUUUCGUGAUGAUGAUAAGGCACGCGAGAUUGACCAGGGCAAACACCUCAUACCGUGGAUGGGCGACGACACUUUGAAAAUUGACAGAUAUGAUGUACGUGGAGCUCUCUAUGAUUUAACGCCGUAUGAGCCUCCACCUGGUGGUGGUUAUGAAAAUCGACUCGACUGCUUAACUGCCGAAGAACAAAGGGCCGAACAGCUUUGCGAAGAGGAACGAUAUAUGUUUUUGUACAAGAACGAGGAAGACGUAGUAACCAACCAAGAGGAGGAAUUGAAACGAUUGAAACAAGAAACAAAUGGUGGCGGCUACAGUCAAGUGGGUCACACUUACGACGAACCGAAGCAGAGUGGUCCAGAGUUUAGUAAUUCGCCAACAUGUGAAGAACCUGAGCAAAUAUUCCAAUUGCCUCCAAGUUUUUACGUUCCUCCAGACAUGCACUUGCCUGAAACAAUGAAACAACACGCAAUUAUUGAGAAGACAGCUCGAUUUAUUGCCUCACAGGGUGUUCAAAUGGAGAUUCUCCUGAAAGCCAAACAGUCCAACAACAUACAGUUUGAAUUUUUGUCGCAAAGUUCCCAGCUAUACCCCUAUUACAAACAUGUUAUAAGUGCUAUUAAGGCCGGAACAUACCCUGAGACGUUCAGCAAGAAGGACACUGGCAAUUGCGAAGACGACAGUUCAUUUGCAACGUCCGGAGACGCAGACGUGAAUGCCGAGGAAAAACCAGUUGUUUUAGUGCCCAUGGUCAAGUACAAACCAUCGGCAGAUUGUGCGUAUACGCAGUUGAUUAGUAAAAUUAAGGGUGUACCAUUGGAAGAGUUGCACGAUGAUUCAUCACGGCAGAGUGCAACAUCGCAACAAGAGGCGACAAACGUUUCUCCAUGCAUCACUCCUGUUCUCUUGCAAUACAAUGGCGCAACAUUUAUGACGGAACAAGAUGAUGGGUCCGAUUCUGGUAGUCGAAAGACAAGCAACAUAGCGGCAGACGCAAAUUUAGAUGAUACCGUUCCCAAAGUGGAGAUUCUAAAGAAUUCCAGUGCAUUAGCUUUGGCACAAAACUACUCUUCAGACUCCGAAAGCAACGGCGAAGAUGAGAGCUCUUCCACGCCGUCAUUCAAUAAAGAAAAAACUCCACCGAAUCUGGAGUUCCCCGUACCAACUGAGAAUCUAAGAAAUAUAAUUGACAAAACAGCGGUGUAUGUUAUUAAAAACGGACGCCAGUUUGAGGAGACACUGCGUAGCAAAUCGGCGGAACGUUUUACUUUUCUAUUGCCAGAUAAUGAAUAUUAUCCAUACUAUAUGUACAAAAUAACAGGCGAUGUUAAUGCCGCUUCGAAGGAAAGAAAGCAACGAAAAGCCAAAGAAGUUGCAGAGGCGCUGAUGAAUAAAAAGGGAUUGACGCGAGACAAAGUCACGAAUCAUCCCGUUUGCUUUUCUAUAAAAGCAAAAGAAGAGUCAUCCAACGCCACACUACAGCCUCCAGUCCUGCCACAAGAUACAAGUGAUGACGAAGAAAAGCAAGUUUCACCAUCUCCUGCCGCGACGAACAUAGUCACCAAUAGGGCUGCUACGACAACAGCGACAACCAACAACCCCAACAGGCACGUCCCAGAGCAUGUGCAAAAGGCUAUUUUUGAGGUUGAAUCGCAAUUAAUGGCACGAAAUGCUCAAAUUGCCGCUGCAGCCUUAGCCUUCCGAACUUCUAGUAUUCUACCCGUCAAUAAUUUGCUUCCGAUGCCAACGAUUCCUGCAACUCACCAACCUAAGCCCGCCCUGCUUUCGGGGCCAGCGGUACUGUCGUCGAAUUUAUCAGCCGCAACAAAAGCCGAAGCAGAAAGAAACGCGAUAUUUGAGCAGCAGCAACAGCAGAGACAUAAGGAAUUAAAAAAAGCCGAGGAGAAGGUUAAAGACAAAUUGGCUCAAAUUGCCAGGGAGAAAUUGGGUGGACUUGUAUCAAAGGAAAAACAAUUGCAGCUCGAGCGAAAACGAAAAGCUAUGGCAUUCCUGAACCAAAUUAAAGCCGUCGCCUCAGGAGAAAUCAGCAAUCAGGAGCAGAUUACAAAAACUGAUGAAACUAACGAUGAACCCUACAGAGAAGAAGGUGCUAGCGAUUCGGAAGAUUCUGUGCAAUCGAUACCCAUUACGUCCUACGGACCUGAAGAUAACAGCGAAGAAGAAAACCCGGUUAAUAUUGAGACUGAAAAAGUCAUUCCCCAAUUUGUACCUGUUAGAGUGACUCCAUCGACAAAACUUACCAAACAGCUUGACGAUAGGUUGCCCAUAACAGGCAAUACUAACGUGAUCGGAAAAAGAAAGUCACGAUCGAGAAGUAGGCCAAAAGAGAGGGUUCCAUCUUCGACGCCUGUCUCUGACAAUAAGCGUCAGUAUAGAAAACAGGAAUCGCGAUCCACAUCGUCUUCCUCCGAAACGAGCAAUGCUGGUGUUGAAGACAAUAAGAAGCGGAAACAUCGGUCGGAGUCCCGAUCCAAAUCAAAAUCACACAAAUCAAAGAAAAGCAAAACCAAAAAAUCAAAAUCGAAGAAGAAAUCAAAAAAGUCACAAAAAUCGAAAUCAAGGACCAGAUCCCGAUCCCGUUCACGUAGCCACAAUCGACACUCGGACCGUCGACAUCAUCAUCGGCAUCAACGGGAUAGAUCACGUUCCCGUACCUACUCCGAUAACUAUUCUAGUGACAGUUCGGAUUGCUAUCAAGCUGAUCGCUCCCACAGAGAUAAAAGGACAACGUUAUGGCUAAUCCGGACUAUGUCUUGCGUCCAAAUUGCAAUGCAGUGCUCUGACAUGGUACUGUUGCGUGUAUAGGCAUCAUAAGCAUAUUGGUCAUAGGCAAUAAUGUAAAAAAAUAAAUAAAUAAAUAAAACAUUUUGAGGAUUUUUUAAUUAAA